Molecule: messenger RNA, 1223 nt
Organism: Melospiza melodia melodia
Lineage: Eukaryota; Metazoa; Chordata; Aves; Passeriformes; Passerellidae
Exons: 7
Coding region: 76-762 (228 amino acids)
Source: RefSeq, a predicted model, not a curated record
CAAAAUCCACAAUCCACAGCAGCAGCAAGGGAAGUCCAUUCUGCUGCUGGCAGAGUCUGGAAGAACAGGCCCAGGAUGUCCUUUCUGAAGGUGCUGCUGUGUGUCCUGCUCCUGGCCAGCCCCUUGCUGGGUGAAACUCCACCACCCAGCUGCAGUGGAGUUGUGGACUUUGGGGCCUGUCUGGGUAAUACAGAUGAAUUCUGUCCUGAAAAUAUUCCUUGUCUGUGUAAAAAUGAAGAACCUUUUUGCAGAUGUAAUUACUACAGAACAGGCUGGAUGGAGUACUGGUACAUGGGCCCCAAAUGUAACCACCUUUGGAACACUCUGGAUUUCAUUUUAGUGGCCACUCUUCCUGGAGUCACACUGGUUAUCAUUGUGGUUGUAAUAUUUUCUGCUGUCUGCUGCUUGAAAACAAAAAAAGUUGGGAAGCAGCCAAAGGCCCCAUCCAGUGGAGCACAGCAGAACCCUGCAUUCAGCACCGACACAGCUGCCAGCCCAGGGCAUGGGCACCAGCAGCCACCUGAGGAUGCCUGGGUUGGACAAAUUCCAAAAGUUGUACUGAAAAGAGAAGAUUUUAAUGAUGCCUCAAUCCCAAAUGAAAGGCAGGAUUACAGUCCCAUGUAUGAUCAGCCUCUAAGGACAGCAGAACCAGCAUCAGAUUAUUUCCCUCAGUCCCGAGCCCAGCGGGAGGAGUUUGACUAUCCCAGGAAGGAUUUGCCUUAUCCAGUUUAUCCAGAGGCCAGACAGUACCGGAGAUACUAAGAACAAGUGCAUCCUGUAUGAGAAAUGUCUUGGAAUGCUGUGUGAUCACUGGACAGUGCAGGUGCUGAGAGAGCAGUGAGACCCUGGUGGGACACAGAGGAACCUGCCAUCCUUAUUAGAGAGCACUAAGUUAUUGCAAAGAGAAAGCAUGGAGGAUAAUUGUGAAAGGAAACCUGGUGAAUCCCUGAUACUGCAGCACACAAGGCUUGGCCCUGGCAGUGUGGUACAAACACAGCCAGGGACUUGGCCUCUCUCUGCCCCAAGAUUUGCCAAAUACCCACAGACCCAUUCCCUUGUCCCUUGUCUUUUGUGCUUUGUCUUCCUUCUGUGUUGAUCCCAACAGCUGGAAUGGUUCCCUUUAAAACUGUCCUGCCUUGCUUUGUAACUUUUUUGUAAAUGAGGAAAAUAAAUGAAGCUGUGGAAGAUUGACUACCUUGCCACUAAGUAACAAAUAAAAGAGA